UGCCUGAGUCUCAGGUCUAUAUCUGAGACCAGAGCCUGGUGUGGUUCUAGAAUGAGAGAUGGGGCCUCAGGACAGAUGCCAAACAGGGGAGAGAGCCAGUGAGCUGAUUCAGGUGACUGGCUGCAGGAGAGGCAUAAAAAUGAAAGAUUUGGCCUCUGCCAAUGUCUGGGCUCAAGCUGAGGCUCAACCCUGGGCCAGAGACUCUGAGACUAGUGCCUUAGCACAUUGUGAGAGAGAGUCCCGGCAUCAUUGUGACCCGCUCACCCUCAGGACACUUUGGGUAAGGCAGGUGGGCCAGUUGACACUGUGGGCACAGGGGCUGGGGGCCUAAGGGCCCUGGUGGCCCUAGGGACCGCCAUGGCCAUGGCUGAGUGGCCACAGCCUGGCUGGGAUUCAGAUAACCCCAACAGCUGCCAGGACGUGGGCAACUCCAUCCUGUUGCUGCUGGGUUUCAUCAUCUGCAUUAACAUUAUCAUCAAUAUGGUGACCCUGCUCUGGAGCAGACUCCGAAUCAUCUUACACCGGGUAUUCCUUAUCAUUUGUGAAAAAGAAGCUGUUAACUCCUCCUCACCUGGGAAGCAGACCCAUCCCUCGAAGAAGGAGAGCUCCCCUGCAGUCCAUCUUCGAUGCACCAUGGACCCUGUGAAAAUGACUGUGACCCCCCCACCCACACGACGACAUCGCCGGCGAGCCUCUCCAUUGUGCCGAGUCCACAACCCAGCAGCUUGGGCUCCUGACACUGAUGAUGAGAAGCCCCCACCUCAGUACCCAGCAAUCUGCUCUCGCCACUGGGAUGGUUCCAAGGACUGGCAAGUCUUCCAAACCACCCAGAAACUCUGGGAUCCCUGGACACAGGACAUUCUGGAACCACUUCCCCAGACUAUCCGCUUCCAGCCCACUGUAGAGAGAAGGCCCCUCAAAACAGAGAUGCGGUCAGAGCUGGGACUAGAGGCCUAUGUAUACCCUGUGAACCCCCCACCUCCCAGCCCAGAGGCUCUGAGCCAUAAGAACAGUGGGGCAGGUGCAGAGGCUGAGGUAGAACAGUGCCAGCCUGCCUCGCCGCCCUUCCUGGGCCCAGUGAAUGUCCCCGAUAUCCCUCAGCGCUGCUCCUCAAUCCGAGUAGCGUAUGAUGCCCGGGAUGUGAGGCGGCGGCUUCGAGAACUGACCCGAGAGGUGGAGGCCUUGUCCCACUGCUAUCCCUUGGCCUCUGGAUCUAGCACUGCAGAGGGGACAGGAAAGGACUGGGUGUAUCGUCCCCUGACGGGGAAGUGAUGGGGAAAAAAAUAAA
This is a messenger RNA of Marmota monax (woodchuck), 1288 nucleotides long. It is a transcript of the gene Spem1, whose product is annotated as spermatid maturation 1. Gene Ontology annotation, biological process: sperm individualization; flagellated sperm motility. The record is from RefSeq and is a predicted model, not a curated record. The transcript is spliced from 3 exons. Lineage: Eukaryota; Metazoa; Chordata; Mammalia; Rodentia; Sciuridae. Gene Ontology annotation, cellular component: cytoplasm. The coding region runs from base 358 to 1272 and encodes 304 amino acids.